This is a messenger RNA of Felis catus (domestic cat), 5491 nucleotides long. It is a transcript of the gene NFIC, whose product is annotated as nuclear factor I C. Gene Ontology annotation, biological process: regulation of transcription by RNA polymerase II. The record is from RefSeq and is a predicted model, not a curated record. Gene Ontology annotation, cellular component: nucleus. NCBI's taxonomy places the organism in Eukaryota, Metazoa, Chordata, Mammalia, Carnivora, Felidae. The transcript is spliced from 10 exons. The coding region runs from base 46 to 2289 and encodes 747 amino acids. Gene Ontology annotation, molecular function: DNA-binding transcription factor activity, RNA polymerase II-specific; RNA polymerase II cis-regulatory region sequence-specific DNA binding.
CCGAGACACCGCAUCGGCUGCCAGCGCGGGUCCCCGUGUGUCUGGAUGGCACCGCAGGCUGUGUGUGUCGUGACGAGUGUGUGGGUCUGCGCGCGUCGGUGUGCGUGGCGUGUCCGCGUCGGAGUCGAGGAGGCCCGGGCCGCGAGUGUCCCCGAGCCCUCUACGCGCGCGCGUGUAUGUGUGUGUGUGUGUGUGUGCGCGCGAGCGCGCGCGCGCCGCGGCGAAGGUGGGUCCGCGUCCUCCGCAGCCCGCCCGACCCGGGCCCCGCGACCCGCCGCGGCGGCCGCUUGCUCGGCCUCCCCUCGCGCGGGGCCGGGCCGGGGAUGGAGCCGCAGCCGGAGCCGCCGCAGCCGGGGCCCGGGCGCGGAGCGGCCUGAGGCGCGGGCGGCGCGCGGGGCCGGGGGGAGGGCGGGCCGAGGGGAGGGUCCUGCGGGCCGGGGGGGCGGGCGCGGCGCGCCCCCCUCCCUCGCGCGCUCGCUCCCUCCCCCGCGCGCCCUCCCUCGCCGCCUCCUCCCGCCGCCUCCGGCCCCCCCUCGCCGGGGACCGAGCGCGCUCGCUCCGGCGCCGGCCUCGCCUCCUCGCAGCAGCGCCAUGGAUGAGUUCCACCCGUUCAUCGAGGCGCUGCUGCCUCACGUCCGCGCCUUCGCCUACACCUGGUUCAACCUGCAGGCGCGGAAGCGCAAGUACUUCAAGAAACACGAGAAGCGAAUGUCGAAGGACGAGGAGCGCGCGGUGAAGGACGAGCUGCUGGGCGAGAAGGCCGAGGUGAAGCAGAAGUGGGCGUCCCGGCUGCUGGCCAAGCUGCGCAAAGACAUCCGGCCCGAGUGCCGCGAGGACUUCGUGCUGGCCAUCACCGGCAAGAAGGCGCCGGGCUGCGUGCUCUCCAACCCCGACCAGAAGGGCAAGAUGCGCCGCAUCGACUGCCUGCGCCAGGCCGACAAGGUGUGGCGGCUGGACCUGGUCAUGGUCAUCCUCUUCAAGGGCAUCCCGCUGGAGAGCACCGACGGCGAGCGCCUGGUCAAGGCGGCGCAGUGCGGCCACCCGGUGCUCUGCGUGCAGCCGCAUCACAUCGGCGUGGCGGUCAAGGAGCUCGACCUCUACCUGGCCUACUUCGUGCGCGAGCGAGACGCGGAGCAGAGCGGUAGUCCCCGGGCAGGGAUGGGCUCCGACCAGGAGGACAGCAAGCCCAUCACGCUGGACACGACCGACUUCCAGGAGAGCUUCGUCACCUCCGGCGUGUUCAGUGUCACCGAGCUCAUCCAGGUGUCCCGGACACCCGUGGUGACUGGAACAGGACCCAACUUCUCCCUGGGGGAGCUGCAGGGGCACCUGGCAUACGACCUGAAUCCAGCCAGCACAGGCAUGAGGAGAACGCUACCGAGCACUUCCUCCAGCGGGAGCAAGCGGCACAAAUCGGGCUCGAUGGAGGAAGACGUGGACACGAGCCCCGGCGGCGAUUACUACACCUCGCCCAGCUCUCCCACGAGUAGCAGCCGCAACUGGACGGAGGACAUGGAAGGAGGCAUCUCGUCCCCGGUGAAGAAAACAGAGAUGGAUAAGUCACCUUUCCACAGCCCGUCUCCCCAGGACUCCCCCCGCCUCUCCAGCUUCACCCAGCACCACCGGCCUGUCAUUGCUGUGCACAGCGGGAUCGCCCGGAGCCCUCACCCCACCUCGGCCCUGCACUUCCCCACGACCUCCAUUCUGCCCCAGACGGCCUCCACCUACUUCCCGCACACGGCCAUACGCUACCCACCUCACCUCAACCCCCAGGACCCGCUCAAAGAUCUCGUGUCGCUGGCCUGCGACCCAGCCAGCCAGCAACCUGGACCGUUAAAUGGAAGUGGUCAGCUCAAAAUGUCCAGUCACUGCCUUUCUGCUCAGAUGCUGGCGCCCCCGCCCCCUGGGCUGCCGCGGCUGGCGCUCCCCCCUGCCACCAAACCCACCUCCGAGGGAGGAAGCACGUCGCCGACCUCGCCCUUCCUGGUAUCUGGGAUAAGAAAGAUUUCUUCCCACGCCCUGCUCCUCCUUCGCGGGAAUCCCAGGGGGCCGCACAGCCGGCCCCUGGCCCACGUUUUCAGUGGAAAGUUACAGCAAGCAAGAACACCCCGCCGACUCCCAGCCUGGCCGAAAAGACAAAACAGGCACAUACGUACACACAGGAGGAAAACAAGCAAAAAGGAAAAAAAGGCAAAAAAAAAAAAAAAAAAAAAAAAAGACAAACGGAAAAAAAAAAAAAAAAAAAACACCAUAAAAAUCAACCCACCCAGCCAAGAAGACAAAAGGUGAAGACAGCAACCGUUCAGACUCUCGGGACGCCACCGCCGGACCAGAGGGCCAGGCCCAGCCACCGCUCGGAGGUCGGAGGUCGGGGCGUCUUCCUAAGUUAUUCAUCUCCUCUGGGCUGCUGCUCCGGAAGGUCGGGCGCCCGCUCCCCGCCUCCGCCCAGGACCAGGUGAGCGCGGCCUGGUGCCCCUGCCCAGGCCCCACGGGGCAGGACACCCAGCCAGGCCACCUCUGCCCGAUGUGGGCCGGGCCUCCGCCGAGUGGGGACGCAGGCGCUGUGGGGACGGUGGGCGGCCGGCGAGGACCCCAGCCGCGGGCAGCAGAGGCCGCCCUGGAGGCCCCGGGCGGGCAGGGAAGCGGCGAGGGCAGAAGAGGGUUGUGGGGAGACCCUGCGUGUCUCCGGGGGACUGGGACGCGCGGCAGAAACUUUCUCCGGAGCGUCCUGCCCCGACGCGUGCACGCGCCCGGCUGGGCUCGCUGGGGACUUGGUCUUUCAGCCCCAGGCCUGCCCUGUUUGGGAGGAGAAGUCUCUAUGCAAUUGACCCCCAGCUCCACCCCUCGGCAUUGGAGGCCACCGCACCCCGCCGCCGCCGGCCCUGCUCCACACGCCCCCCGGGGAGGGACCCACGUUGCACACACUGUAAGAAAUGCACUUUCCGAGGAAGGGGCUGGGGCGCGUGGAGAGACCCAGAGCUCCCCGGGAGGGGACACCUGUCUGGAGCCUCCAUCCACCCGAGCCUUGGGAGGGGAGCCCCCCCCCCGCCGCCACGUAGCCCACGGAGGUGGGAGGUGAGAGCGAGUGGUUUAAGUGCCUGAUUCCCACCGCCCGCCCCCCUUUGUCCAGCUGGGAUGCGAAAUGGCCGGGGGCCCCUUCCAUUCCCUCCCACAGCCCGGCUGCCUCCAGUCACUGACCCUCAUUGCUGUGUCCCCCUCAGAGGUAGAGAGAUGGGACUCCCCCACCCCACCCACGGUCGGCCCAAGGGGCAGAGCUGGGCGUCCCUCAAGCCCUGCUGCGCUCGGGCACAGGGGUGGGAUCUGGGGAGCCAGCGGGCCCUCCCUCGCCUCCUCUGCCAGUGCCUUACAUCCUGGAGCGACACCCCCUCCCUGGUGCCUCCCGGCCCAAAGGGGGACCACGGUUUGCACUUUCAACUUCCCCCCGCCGAAGUGGGGCGCAGCCAGGGAGGUGCAUUGUGGCCGGGCCCCCACAAGGAAAGCAGGCCGGUCACUGUAGUCCACGUAGGCCUGGAUGGGGUCGGGGGGGGGGGGUUCUGGCCAGGGGAGGGAGGGGCCGGCGCCUGGGGGGGUCCCCUGUAGCCACGUAGGGGACCCCCCAUCCGCUAAACGUUUUCCGUUGAGCCGCUCCAAAAACACUAAGCUGGGGACACCGGGUGCCCCCCAGCCCCGGCUCCCUGGCCCCACCCCACCUCCCGCCCGGGAUGGCCAUCUUGGGUGGGGGGCCUGGGAGGGGGUGUUAGGUGUUCCCGGGUCACCAGGCCCAGACACAGGGGCCCCUCCCAUCCCGUCCCAGGCCCAGCUGGCCUCCUCCAUGCCUGGCCCUGGGGGAAACCUCCCCCACCGCAGCCCCCCACCCCCCGCCUGGGCCAAAGCCAUCGCCCUGGGGAGGGCCUCCGCAUCACCUGCUCCCAGCCUGGCCCUUCUCCCCCUCUCCCGUGCCCCAGGCCUGGCCAGCCUCUCCCACCUUCCCAGAAACUGGACUUUCCUCCCAAACCAGCCCAAGGGGCUUGGCAAACCCACUCGACCAUAGAGAGAAAGACCCGUCCCCACCAACCCCCCUCCCAUCGUCCAGAGGCUUCCAAGAGCCCUUGGUCCGUCCGUCUGUCCCCAGGGCCCCCUCCACCGGGUGGCCGUAGGGGACCAAAGCAUGGGCCGCUCUCCGGGAGGGCAGGAGGGGGUGGGUCGUGCAGUUGGGGUAUCCGGAAGCUUCUCAGCCGGGAACCUUAGGGUGCGGGUAGGCAGGGGAGGGGAGGGGCGCCUGGCACCCCCCAGCUGCCUAACUUUGCAUGGUGCUUAGUCGGGGAUUCCUGUGACCUGGCUCCUGAUGUCAGCUCGCUGUGGCUGACACUGCAUGGCAAAUGAUACCUGGCUCUGUCUCCCCCCCCCCGCCCCCCCAGCCCCCCCCACCCUCCAACACUACCCCCUCCUCUUUAAAAAAAAAAAAAGAUACAAAAAAAAAAAACCUUAAAAAAACUCCAUGUUUCCUAAUUUGCACGGAAUUUUCUACCACAUGAUGUGCCUUGCCUUCCGAAGAUAAGUAUUACCUUUAAACAAUAUCAGCGCACAGAUAGCCGCAUGUUCUGCUCGUGUAGUUAAAAAAAAAAAAAAAAAAAAAGACAAAACAAUGACAUGAAAUAAAGAAUAAAAAUUGAAGAGGGAUGUAUUUCUAUUUGUAAAAAAAAAAAAAAAGAAAAGAAAAAAAAAACGAAGAAGAAUUAAAAAAAAAAAAAAGCAAAAUCACACGCUAAAGAAAGCAAUCCACAGAAUAAUCGCCCCACGGUCCGCACCCCCCACCCCCCACCCCCCACCCCCGGCUCCGCGUCUCCUGCCGCAUUGGGGGUGCUCGCUGGUGCUUUGCCACCCCCAGCCCCACCCCUGGGCUCCAGGGGGGUCAUUUCCGAGUCCCCUGCCCACGGCAGCAGCGGACAGACCUCAGGGGUGCACCCUGGCCCCCCGGCCGGCGGUGUCCCCAUGGGGUGGCCAUCCUGCCCACAGCCAGACUUCAUCCCACCUCUCCUGCAGGCUGGCGUCCCCCCCCCCCGUCCCCCGGCUCAGGGUCACAUUGCCAUCCCACCCCCAAGGCCCCCCUCCAGCCCCCCAGGCACCCCUUGCUUGUUGCCAAAGGACUCGCCGGCCCCCCCAUCCCUGGAGACUGGCCUUGGGCGGCCUUUCCCGUCCUGCCCUCUCCGCCCCCCCCCCCUCCCCCCCCCGGCCCCAGCACCCAGUUCUGUGUCUUCCAGCUGUGACUGUGGAAGGUAUUCGGUAUGAAGCAAACAGAAAACAGGAGCCAAACCCAAUAAUAUGCAAUAUCUGUCCGUCUGUACCUGUAGACCUAGUCCAGCCAUCGUGGGCCCAGCCCGGGCCGGCGGGGACAGGGACAGCCCGGGCACAGGCCUCCCGUCUCGUGGCUGCUGACACUGUUGUCUUUUCCUUGAGUUUAUUUCCUUCCCUUCCCUUCCUUCCCUUCCCU